This is a messenger RNA of Perca fluviatilis (European perch), 158 nucleotides long. RefSeq names its product semaphorin-4B-like. Lineage: Eukaryota; Metazoa; Chordata; Actinopteri; Perciformes; Percidae. Gene Ontology annotation, molecular function: semaphorin receptor binding; chemorepellent activity. Gene Ontology annotation, biological process: positive regulation of cell migration; negative chemotaxis; semaphorin-plexin signaling pathway. The record is from RefSeq and is a predicted model, not a curated record.
ACGGCGAGCUGUUCACCGCCACGACGACCAACUUCAGAGGAGUCGAACCACAGAUUUCUCGACACUUCAGCAAAGACGGCCGCCCAGACGUCAGCCAGGACUCGUCGGUCAGCCUACUGGAGGAGCCAACGUUUGUGAGCUCGGCCUGGACCUAUUAG